This is a messenger RNA of Haemorhous mexicanus (house finch), 3264 nucleotides long. It is a transcript of the gene CALHM2, whose product is annotated as calcium homeostasis modulator family member 2. Lineage: Eukaryota; Metazoa; Chordata; Aves; Passeriformes; Fringillidae. Gene Ontology annotation, molecular function: monoatomic cation channel activity. The transcript is spliced from 3 exons. The record is from RefSeq and is a predicted model, not a curated record. Bases 749 to 1708 code for a protein of 319 amino acids.
AGCUGUGCACAGAGCAGAAGCCAAGCGCCUGCUCUUUGCCCCACCCAAGCUCAGAGCCUGAGAACAACCUCCUCCCUCUUCCCAAAAGCCAACAGCAGAGAGCAUGCUUCAAACUGAAUAAGGAAGCCUUCGCAAACUGUUAAGGCUGCUUUCAAAAGCUUUAACUUCACCCAUCAGACCAGCCUUGGCUGCAUCCCAACUCCUGCACAGCCCUGUGUGCUGCUGGAAACCCCCCACAACCAGAGCCUGAGCGAAAAAACACAGGAAGGGCUGAGAAGGCUCCAGAACUGGUUUCAACAACUUUUUCAAGUUUGGGUGAUCAUCAAGAGUUUGCCAGUGAUGCUGACAAUAAUUGCCUCUGUGACAGGUGACUAAGACCAAGCAGAAGGAAAGAGGACAAACGUGCAAUUGAGAGGGACAGAAAGGUAUGUCCCACCUGUCAUCUUUGCUGUAAUUAAGCUUUUGGAGGGCUUAGUGGGAAACUAAAAUGGCUGAGGUUUCACAUACUGCUUAGGCAAAGUCCCUUUUCAGCCCCUUUCGAAGUAUCCCUGGUAUCAGCAACCAGCUCCAGAGGCUGGGACACCAGGUGGAAGGAAGGGACACCAGUGAAGGUGUCUUGCUCCUGGAACAGCUCCUUGCACCUCAGCUAGCGCCAGGCCAUUUCAUCCCCCACUGGAGUGUUCCUCGGUGCUGGGGGCUGAGCCAGCACAGCCCCACUGCAGCACACACCUCUCAGCCUCCGGACGAGAUGGCCGCCCUCAUCGCUGAGAACUUCCGCUUCCUCUCCUUGUUCUUCAAGAGCAAAGAUGUGAUGAUUUUCAAUGGCUUGGUGGCCCUGGGCACAGUGGGGAGCGAGGAGCUCUUCUCAGUCGUUGCCUUUCACUGCCCCUGCUCCCCUGCCCGCAACUACAUCUAUGGGCUGGCUGCCAUCGGUGUCCCGGCCCUGGCUCUCUUCGUCAUUGGUGUCAUCUGGAACAAUCACACCUGGAACCUGGUGGCCGAGUGCCACAAGCGUGGCGCCAAGAACUUCUCUGCUGCUGCCACCUUCCUCCUCUUCGGCUCCAUCAUGGGCCGAGCGUCUGUGGCACCCAUCACUUGGUCAGUCAUCUCGCUGCUGCGUGGGGAAGCUUACAUCUGUGCCCUCAGCGAGUUUGUCAAGCCAUCCUCCCUGGACAAGUUUCCAGCUGAAUACGGGGCCGAGGUGCUGGCCAAGAUCCCCUGUAGAGACGUCCCUGCAAACCUCACCAAGUUCAGGGACGAGGUGACCCGGAGGCUGAGAUACGAGUCCCAGCUCUUCGGCUGGCUGCUCAUCGGCAUCGUUGCGGUCCUGGUUUUCCUCACCAAGUGCCUGAAGCACUGCUGCUCGCCGCUGAGCUACCGGCAGGAGGCCUACUGGGCCCAGUACCGCUCCAACGAGGACAAGCUCUUCCGACGCACGGCCGAGGUCCACUCCAGGAUCCUGGCAGCCAAGAAUGUGAAACAAUUCUUUGGCUUUGUGGCACUGGACAAGGAGGAGAAGGAGCUGGUGCAGGAGUUCCCGGUGGAGGGCGUCCAGCCAAGCCCCCAGUGGAAUGCCAUCACAGGUGUCUACAUCUACCGAGAGAACAAGGGCUUCCCCCUCUACAGCCGCCUCCACAAAUGGGCCAAAGGGGUGGAAGGGAACGGGCCAACCCCAGAAGGCCACGAACUGCUGUUUUUAGCUUCCUAAGACAGAUGUGCAUCAGCAGUGCUUCCCCUGACUGCCUGGCAGGCCUCCCAGUAUCUGUGUUCAACUGAGGGAUGCACUGGGAACAUUCCUCCCGGCAGGAUUACUUCUAUCAGCAGGUAAAGAGGAAUCAACAGCCUCAAGGCACAGACUGAUAAGCAAUACCCUGAGCUGGGGAACCUCUCCCUGGGAGACAACAGUCUCACUGCUGCUCCCAGAGACACAGGGGAGCAAAGAGCAGAUGCAGCCCUUAACUCCAGGCUGCCAGUGCAGCCUACUGCCUGACACACCAGCAGAAGCCGUGGGGAGCAAGAGAUGGGCACAUUUCUCACUGUGAUUCUUGCAGUCCCACUUGUCUCCCCCGCAGCAGGGUUAGCCCCAGCCAUCCCAUACCUAUUUGAUUUAUUGACAUUGAUAUCUUCUUACACACUUGUGUGAUGCCUGUUACACAGGCAGGUCCCAGAGCACUUUACAGACUUUACAGUGCAGGUAAAAGAAGGAAGCAGUGGAUAAAUUCCUGAGACAAGGAGGAUGCAAUAGCAUCCGGGAAUGAAUGGGUCAGUAAUAGCCACCAACCAAAUAACUGAGAGACUAAAGCAGGAGGAAUCACCAAUAAGGCACUCUGUAAUUACCGAGUUGAAAUUUGGGUAAGACACCAAACUCCCUUUGUUCUUACUAAAGUGCCAGGCAAUCACUAAUGAGCCCAAACUUCUCUGCUGCUGCCACUCUGCUUCAAAUGGUCACCUCCAUGAGUUUAUAAAUCCAGAGGAGGCACCAUCAUCAGAACAGCUUUGGGGCAAGGUAGCGAGGUGGAGACUGAGAGGAAUCAGUACCCACAGCACUGUCUGCAUCUCAUUGCAUUUGUCAUCCAGCCAUCAGAUGAGAGUCCUUUGUUUGGGUUACAAGCUGCAGGACGAUCUCAACCAGAAUUAGCUUUACAUAAAUGUAUGUAUAAACAUACAUAUAGUGGAUAUACCACAUAACUGUCAUUAGCGUGUUGUAUUAAUGGAGCAUCUUUCUCAGAGGGGAAGGGGAUGAGAAAGCUGACAGCCCAAAGAGCACAUUGCAUUCACCCAUCUGCUGCACUGGGACUGCAGCCCUGGAGCAACAAGGGGACAGCAGGAAGAGAAUGGGGGAGCAGCCUUCUCCCUACACAUCUACCACUGAAUUUUCUAAAACUCUUUCCACUGCCUUAAUUGGCCCCUGGAGCACAACGUCUCUUUUAUGGACUUGGCCAUACUCUGGGAAAGCAAAACCAGAAAGGUGUAAAAUCACUGCCCUCACCAUGACACUGUGUGACUAUGGCUUCAAGGCUGCUCCUCUGGCAUUGCACAGUCCCUUUUCUCCCAGGGGUCAAUCCUGUGUACACUGUUUAAAGAGCUGGCAUGACAGAGAGGUUUGGUUUUCCUACUUGAACUGUUUUCUUAUAGAUACAACUUCCUUUUACACAGUGCCAUUUACCAAAAAGCCUUAAGUUGUUCAAAAAACAGCCCAAACCCACAAAACUCAGAGGGGCUUACACACAUGGAGAUUUGAAAUAAAUUAUUAAAUGAGAGUUA